Heterobasidion irregulare TC 32-1 is the source of this 741-nucleotide messenger RNA. RefSeq lists its product as uncharacterized. NCBI's taxonomy places the organism in Eukaryota, Fungi, Basidiomycota, Agaricomycetes, Russulales, Bondarzewiaceae. The record is from RefSeq and is a predicted model, not a curated record. The coding region runs from base 1 to 741 and encodes 246 amino acids. The transcript has 5 exons.
AUGAUGCGCUCUUUUGUCUCCACCCUUUUAUUCGCUGUUUUUGUUGCACGGGUCCACGCACUUCCUACGGAGCUACACACCCUUGGUCGAAGGGACAAUGUAUGCGCUCUCAAUUUGAGAGGUGCGACUGCCAAAGACUGCCUGGUAGACAACAAGGGAACUUUCUUCACCUUGACACCACCUUCGACUAUCACUGCAACUGCUGUAACGUGCAAGCCUUUCAAUCAAAAUGUUUAUCAUCACAUCGUUGAACUCCAGCUCCUUGACGGCGCCUUGCAGAAGACGGGAGUCUGUACUAUGAUUACCGCCAUGAUUAAGGCGCAGUCAUCAGUGUCGAAGGCGGCUCUUCUUCAGCCUCUUUCUGAUGUCAUCAACGGUAACAAGAAUCUCAACUUCCUUGCAUCGACUGUCAACAAUCGGAAAAAGACGGUUGUUGGAAACUCGCUCAAGGGAAAGGGAAAGGCCGCAGGGAAUGACGAUUUAAAUGUGGCAGUUGGCAACUAUCUCCAACUGACUAAGGCCAGCUCGACUGAUAUCGCAAAGAGCCUGGAUGUCGCAGUCGCGAAAAUCAUCGAGCAGGCACAAACCAUUGCAAACGCUCUCCCCGCUGACUCCGGAACAGGCCGCAAAAAAGUCACGACAAAAUCUGAUCUCGAGAAGGCCAUUGCUACAGCGAAUAAGUCGAAGAAUCCGGUCUCCACAGCUUGGCAAGCGGUUCUCGACGAUGCACCUCACGCUUGA